Heterostelium album PN500 is the source of this 1845-nucleotide messenger RNA. RefSeq lists its product as uncharacterized. The transcript has a single exon. Gene Ontology annotation, molecular function: protein binding. The record is from RefSeq and is a predicted model, not a curated record. Bases 1 to 1845 code for a protein of 614 amino acids. Lineage: Eukaryota; Evosea; Eumycetozoa; Acytosteliales; Acytosteliaceae.
AUGUCAAAAAAAAUAAAUAUAACAAACAUCAAUGAUUUACCAUUGGAAUCACUUAUUGUUUUAUUCCAAUAUGUAAAUAGAUCGAAUAAUGCAUCCUAUUGGUUUGUAAAUCAUUCAUUGGUGUGUAAAUUAUGGACUACCAAGGUUUUACCAGUUGCUUGGAGUGAACUUUCCAUCUCUACCAAUCAACCACCAGAACCAUUAGUUAAAUAUUCAGAGCGUGGAAUUGUAUCUGGAGGUGAGAAGGUUGUAUAUCGUCGUAUUGUAAUGCGUAUCGGUAAAGUGUUGGACUACAUUGUGGCGCUAGACACUCUAACCACCAUCGAUCUUAGAAACAAUCCAAAUACCAACUCGAUUGUCGACCGUUUGGCUGAUAAUCUAAAGACCAAUAAAUCAAUCACCUCACUCAACUUGUACAACAACAGACUCAUGCAAAAAGGUGGAACAUCCAUUGCCAAUGCCCUCGCGCGUAACACCCAUCUCCUACACUUGGAUCUCGGACUCAAUAUGCUUGGUGCCAAUGGUGGUAAUUCAAUUGCAGAGGCUAUGAAAAAGAACAACACACUGACUCAUUUAGAUUUGGCAUCGAAUCAACUCAGCUUCAGAGGUGCCGGUCCCAUCGUGGAGGCACUCAAAGUAAACAAGUCAUUGAAAUAUCUUGUACUCCACUCCAAUCAGCUUCGUGAUGAAUGUGGAUUGCCAUUGGCCGAUGUCCUCCGACAAAACCAAGGAUUUGUAGUAUUGGGAUUGAACGACAAUGAGAUUGGUGCCAAGAGUGGUGUUGCACUUGCUCGUAUGCUUAAAACAGUAAAAUCUUUGGUACAGAUUGAUUUCGGAAAGAAUGAACUUGGAGAUGACGGUGGAUUAGCUAUGGCCGAUACAAUCAAGACCAACAAAUCCAUUAAAUCUAUCAAUCUGUCAUGGAAUAAGUUGGGUGCCAAGGCAGCCAAAGCUAUUGCUGAUGCCAUCAAGUUGAACACUUCAAUCACCACAUUGGAUCUCAGCUUUAACAACAUCGGUGCUGAAGGUCUGUCAUCGUUGGCAGCAUCUUUGGCCACCAAUCAAUCGAUUCAUACAGUAGAUCUCAGUCGUGUAUCGGCAUCCACACCCGACGGUCACAUUGCACUGGCCAACGCUUUAAAAACCAACCGUAUCAUCAGCCACCUCGACCUCAACAACAGUAAACUUAGUGACGAAGCCGGUAUUGCCAUUGCCCAAUCACUCAUUGAAAACAAAACAAUCUCUACUCUAGUGCUAUCGAAUAAUCCAUUUGGAGCGUCGGCCAUCAAAGAGCUAUCGAGCGCACUCACCAAGAAUCGUAGUCUCGCAACUCUCUACUUGGCAGCGUCAGUAAAGAUCGAAGGUGUGGAGCCACUCUUUGAAGCACUCUCACAAAACAGCACAUUGACUACAUUGGACUUGGCCAACAAUCAAUUCGGAGCAGAGGGUGGAGCUAUGAUUGCCAAACACUUGAAACAGUGCAAGCAUCUCUUGGAGUUGUCGAUUCAAAACAAUCAACUAGGAGUAUCUGCAAAUCAAAUACUCGAUUCUAUCCCCCAAUCGUUACAAUGUAUCGAUCUAUCGAACAACUUGAUUAUGCCAAGCUCAGGUACAUCAUUGGCCAAUGCCCUACAGAAAGAUCAACUCUCUAAGCUCAAUAUCUCACAGAACAAACUUGACGAUGACAACUCACAGCCACUGGUACAAGCAUUAUCAAAGACCACCGCCUUGGUUCACAUUCAAAUCAUUGCGAAUCAAUUCACAAAACAAGCAAACAAUCAACUAUUAGAUUGUAUUAGAAAGAACAAAUCAAUCUAUUUCUAUGAUUUAGUUGAAGAGAUUUAA